Molecule: messenger RNA, 5496 nt
Organism: Aedes albopictus (Asian tiger mosquito)
Lineage: Eukaryota; Metazoa; Arthropoda; Insecta; Diptera; Culicidae
Exons: 4
Coding region: 1-5496 (1831 amino acids)
Source: RefSeq, a predicted model, not a curated record
AUGUCGGAUCCAGGUAUGGAUGCUGCGAAGAAGACCAAAGACCCUCAAGCCACCAUUUCGGCUGAAAAGAGUUGUGCGUUAUGCGAAAACCCGGUCAAUGAGCGUAUGGUGCAAUGCAAUACAUGUGACGUGUGGCAUCAUUUCUCGUGCGUGGGUGUUUCCGAGGAUAUCAAGGGCUACAAUUGGACCUGCUUGAAAUGCGAUACCGCGAAGGCAGCCAAAGGUGUGAUUCCACGGAAGAUGAUGACGCGAGCUGCAGCUGCAAAAGGUGCAAAGAAGGCGAAUCGGGAGGAGGGGCAGACAGAUGGAGUGAACGAGCAGACGAAAGAGGCCGAUGAGCUAGCCGUUUCAGCAGCAUCACGAAAGUCGGCAAAAGCUCGUUUGGACGUGGAACUGCAGCAGAUCAAAGCUGAGGAGGAGUUGAUGCGAGAAGAAAUGCAACGGAAGCGAGAAUUGGCGAAGAAGAAGUUCGAGGUCCUGAAGGAGAUGGCUGAUCUGGAAGGUAGUGGCGAAUCCGCUGUUGAUCAGCCGAAUGUCGUCAAUAAAGUUGAGCACUGGUUGAAGCGUCACAGCGAGAUCCGUGAAAAGGGCAAGCAGUCGUACAAAGAAGCCAGAGAUUAUGAUUCUGAAGACGGCGUGGAAACCGAGGCUUCGAGCGAAAUUUCAGCGUCUGGUAGCGAAUCAGAUAGUGAUGAAGAGAUGUCGACGGACAGCGGAGCGGAUCGAGAUGGUAGAGCAGAUGGAGCGCAAUCCGUCGGAGAGCUCGUAGGGCGAAGGCAUCUCAGGCCUAAAAUGACCUCGACCAGGAAGGUCCCGAAAGGUGGAAGUAGCAACCGAUCUGGAACGGAGCGACAACAAUCAUUGCAGAGUGACAGGAAGCUUUCGAAGGAUGAACUAGCAGCCCGUCAAGUUGUUCCUCGCGAACUGCCGAAGUUUAGCGGUAAUCCGGAGGAAUGGCCGAUGUUUGUGUCAACGUACGAAGAUACUUCAGCCAUGUGUGGAUACACGGACGCCGAAAACAUGAUUCGCCUCAGGAACUGUUUGAAGGGAGAUGCGUUCAACGCUGUCCGAAGUUUUUUGAUGCGGCCUGAAACCGUGGGAAGAGCGAUCAGUGCGUUGAAGCUGCGGUUUGGCAGACCGGAGACGAUUAUCGACUACUUGAAAGAGAAAAUAAUAGCAAUGCCGAUCAUCAAGCCGGACGCGAUGGACAAGCUGGUCGACUUUGCGCUGGAAGUUCAAAACCUCUGUGCUACGAUAGAAGCUUGCGGAGAGAAGCAGUACAUGUGUGAUACGACGUUGCUGAAGGAAUUCGAGAAGAAGUUGCCACCGCAAAUCAGACUGGACUGGGCCCGAUACAAGAGGAAGUUGCGGAAAACGAAGCUGUCCACGUUUAGCCGGUGGAUAUACAACCUGGCGGAGGAUGUGAACGUGGUCUUCGAACCGCAGUCCCGUGGAAACAAAACGCAGGAGUUCGCUAGAGGAGUUCGUAAGGAGAAGUACGUGAGCACCCACGCUGAAGUGCCGGUCACGGAUAGGUAUCAGCAAGCCCGCCAAACUCAGCAGUCAGCAGUCGUAGGGAGCGGAGAAUCGAAACCCUGCCCGGCCUGCAAGAGUGAUUGCAAGUGUCUGGCAAAAUGCAAGAGAUUCCUGGAUUUGUCGUACGAGGCGAAAUGGGCCACUGUUCGCGGCUUCAAUUGCUGUCGCAAAUGUCUUCGGCAACAUAAAGGUGGCUGCAAUUCCGGAGAAUGUGGAAAGAACGGUUGCACGUUCAAGCACCACGUAUUACUCCACAGAGACUUAGCCGUACCCGGCGCAUCGAGCAGUGUUACAUCCAACAGAUGUGGGUCUUCAAAGCAGAACGAAGAACGCAAUGUCAAUACGCACCAAUCAUCAACAGGUCCAGGAUCGUUCCGGUACCUGCCGGUAACUCUGUAUGGCGACGGAGUGCACGUGAGAUGUUACGCCUUUUUAGACGAUGGGUCAGAGUUGACACUCAUCGAUCAGCAGCUUGCAGAGGAUCUUAAGCUUUCUGGAGCAGUUCUGCCUCUCUGCCUGAAAUGGACGGGAGGUACCCACCGCUACGAAUCAGACUCACAGAGUAUCAACGUCGAAAUAUGCGGAAAGGAUGGAAAGCGGACGUUAUUGCAGGACGUGAGGACUGUCGAAGAGCUACAACUGCCGUACCAGUCACUAGAUAUGGACCAACUCUCAGAGCGGCACGGCUACCUGCGUGGUCUGCCCGUGGACUCGUAUUGUAACGUUCGUCCACGAAUACUGAUUGGAUUGAAGCAUGCCAACUUAAUGCUGGUGCGAAGGAGUCGUGAAGGCAAAAUUGGUGAGCCAAUCGCCGUCAAAACCAAUCUUGGCUGGACUGUAUACGGUGGCUGGGAAUCGCAGGACUCUUCGAGUACAGCGAGUCAUACGUACCACAUCUGCUCCUGCAACGAACCAGGCCUGACGCAUCUGAAUCAGAUGGUGAAAGAUUACUUCUCCAUGGAUAGUUUGGUAGUUCAACCGAGCCACGUUGGACGGCUUUCUAAGGACGAUGAACGCGCCAUAGCUCUUCUGGAAUCUCGCACUCACUUCAACGGAGAACGUUACGAAGCAAGCCUGUUAUGGCGGUCCGACAAAAUCCGUCUGCCGGACAACAAAGCAGUGGCAGUUCGUCGUUGGAGAUGCUUGGAAAAACGCAUGGAGAAGGACACGGAGUUAGCGAGCAUCCUGCAUGAAAAGAUUGCGGAAUACAGAUCGAAAAACUACAUCCGCAAGCUAACGUCGGAGGAGCUGUCAACAACAUACGAGCGGGUAUGGUACUUGCCUAUUUUUCCGGUAUACAAUCCGAAUAAGCCAGGCAAGGUUCGGAUUGUGUGGGACGCUGCCGCCCAAGCAUACGGGAUAUCACUGAAUUCGGUGCUCCUCACUGGCCCAGACCAGUUAGCGUCUCUUGUGGGCAUCCUGUACCAAUUCCGUGAGCAUCGAAUAGGCGUUUGUGCCGACAUCCGUGAGAUGUUCCAUCAGGUCGACAUCAAUCCUGAGGACCAGCAAUGUCAGCGUUUUCUUUGGCGUGACCGCGACGAACACGGUGAUCCAAGCAUCUACGUCAUGCAGGUAAUGACAUUCGGGGGGAGCUGUUCUCCUGCCACAGCCCAGUUUGUGAAGAACAAGAACGCCGAAAGAUUCGAAGAAGAAUAUCCAACAGCGGUAGCGGUCAUCAAAAAACGACACUACGUGGAUGACAUGGUUUUCAGCGUUGAAACGGAGCAAGAAGCAGUUGAACUGGCGGAGUCGGUGCGUUUCAUCCACAUGGAGGGUGGAUUUGAAAUCCGCAAUUGGGUUUCCAAUUCUCCGUUGGUGCUUUCCACUAUGAAUGGAGAAGAGUCAACGGAAAAGGACCUGAACAUAUCUGCGGAGGUGGCGAGUCAAAAAAUCCUCGGAAUGUGGUGGGAUACGAAGGACGACGUGUUCAAAUAUAACAUAUGCUGGACCAGAUUUGAUUCGGCGCUGCUUGAUGGAAGUCGUUGCCCUACUAAACGGGAGAUCCUUCGGACGCUGAUGACCAUAUACGACCCUCUAGGCCUCAUCGAUCACUUCCUGGUCUUGUUGAAAAUCUUGCUACAGGAGGUUUGGCGUGCUAACGUUGACUGGGACGAACGAAUCCCCGACAACCUGUUCGAGAAGUGGCGUGACUGGCUGCAAUUGCUACCCGAGGUAGAGAAAUUACGGAUUCCUAGGUGUUACCGGCAAGUUGUUUCAUCUUUGGGCGCAGCUUCCGUGGAAGUUCACGUAUUCGUUGACGCAAGCGAAAGUGCAAUGGCAGCGGCAGUGUUCUUGCGACUCGUAGAAGGGAAUCAAGUGGAAUGUACGCUGAUUGCUGCAAAGACUCGCGUAGCACCCUUGAAGUACACCUCCAUUCCACGAUUAGAACUGCAGGCUGCAGUCUUCGGGUGUAGAUUGGCGAAGAACGUUAUAGGAAAUCUGACGGUGAAUAUCUCCAAGUGUACCUACUGGACUGACUCCCGAAACGUUCUGUGCUGGUUAAGAGCUGAUCAUAAACGUUACAGUGCUUUCGUCGGGUCAAGGGUAAGCGAAAUACAGGAAUCGACAGACGUCCGUGAGUGGAGAUGGGUUCCGACUCGUUCUAAUGUUGCUGAUGAUGGGACUAGAUGGCGAGAUCGGAUCGACUUGUCUGCGAGUAGUAGGUGGUUCAAAGCACCAGAAUUCUUGAUGCAAGCGGAAGAAGACUGGCCAACACUUCCGCAAAAGUUGCUUUCCACUGAGGAAGAAAUGCGACCCAGCUUAUUGCUCCACUUCAAAGUUCCCGAACCUGCGAUAGAUGUGGGAAGAUUUUCGAGUUGGCGGCGAUUGCUAGCGGUGACUGGAUACGUCCUUCGAUUCUGCUUGAACCUUCAACGUCGUCGUAGUCAGCAUCCACUCAGAACUGGACCGUUAUCUAGCGAAGAGCUUCGAGGAGCGGAAGAAUACCAUUAUCGGCAAGCGCAACGAGAUGUGUACCAGGACGAAGUCGCAGCGUUGGAGACAAAAGAAUCAACUACCAAGCGUAUUCCAAAAGCGAGCUCACUUUACAAGUUGAGCCCGUUCGUUGACGAAUCCGGCGUAAUGAGGAUGAAGGGAAGAACCACUGUGUGUGCGUAUUUGCACAGUGACGCCAAGAAUCCUGUUAUUCUACCUCCAAAGCAUCCAGUAACAUCAUUAAUAUUAGUCCAUUACCACGAAAAGUUUGUGCACCGCAACUACGAGAUAGUAGUGAACGAAGUCCGCCAGAAGUACAGCAUCUUUCGCCUGAGACAAGCGCUUGCUGCGAUCCGUAGAAACUGCCAAUGGUGUAAAAACCGGGACGUUCUUCCUCAACCGCCAGAAAUGGCAGAUCUUCCUGCGGCCCGGCUGUCUGCGUACACGAGGCCAUUCGCACACGUUGGGGUGGAUUAUUUUGGUCCAAUUGAGGUGACGGUCCAGCGAAACCUGGUGGAAGUUCUACAUGCGCGGCGUCCAACCGAUGAAGAGCUGCGCAAUGCGUUGACGGAAAUAGAAGGCGUGCUAAACGCACGUCCUUUGACUCACGUGCCCAUUGAUGACGAAGCGGCUCCAGCGUUAACCCCCAACCACUUCCUGUUGGGUUCAUCCGACGGUUCCAAACCUUUGUCUCUAGUUGAUGCGGAUACUGCUGCACUACGGCGAGGUCACCCAACCUCCCAAUGGUUGGCAAAUCUAUUUUGGAAGCGUUGGGUCAGGGAUUACCUGCCCGACAUAACACGGCGAACAAAAUGGCACGAGAAGGCGAAACCUCUUCAGGUAGGUGACAUAGUAGUUAUCGUGGACCGGGAGCACCCCAGAAACUGUUGGCCCAAGGGACGAGUCAUCGGAGUGACCAGCAGAGGAGGACAAACUCGUAAGGCCACCGUACAAACCGUUGGUGGGAUCUACGAGCGACCAACAGUGAAACUCGCGGUGUUGGAUGUUCGGCGCGAGACUGAGUAA